This is a messenger RNA of Erinaceus europaeus (western European hedgehog), 9437 nucleotides long. RefSeq names its product docking protein 6 (gene DOK6). The transcript has 9 exons. Bases 240 to 1235 code for a protein of 331 amino acids. NCBI's taxonomy places the organism in Eukaryota, Metazoa, Chordata, Mammalia, Eulipotyphla, Erinaceidae. The record is from RefSeq and is a predicted model, not a curated record. Gene Ontology annotation, biological process: cell surface receptor protein tyrosine kinase signaling pathway; positive regulation of MAPK cascade. Gene Ontology annotation, cellular component: cytoplasm.
GCCCGGGUGCUGCCUGGCCGCCUGGUGCGGGGGGCGGCGCGGAGCGGGGGCGCCCCAGCUGGCGGCGGGGCGCGGAGGUGAGGCCGGCGGCGCGCAGGGCGGGCGCUGCUGCUCCCCAGUCCGUGCGCCGCCGCCCCGCCACCCGCCCGCCGAGUCCCGGGCGCUGGGAGCGGGGGCCGAGCGGGCGGCGGCGGGCUGGAUGAGCGAGCGGCCGGCCGGGGGGCCCCGGCGCGCUGGCCAUGGCCUCCAACUUUAACGACAUAGUCAAGCAGGGCUACGUGAAAAUCCGCAGCAGGAAGCUGGGGAUUUUCCGACGAUGCUGGUUGGUUUUCAAGAAGGCCUCUAGCAAAGGACCCAGACGAUUAGAGAAAUUUCCAGAUGAGAAGGCAGCAUAUUUCAGAAACUUUCACAAGGUAACAGAACUGCACAACAUCAAAAAUAUCACCAGACUGCCGAGAGAGACGAGGAAACAUGCUGUGGCGAUCAUCUUCCAAGAUGAGACAUCCAAGACAUUCGCCUGUGAGUCAGAGCUGGAGGCAGAGGAGUGGUGCAAGCAUCUGUGCAUGGAGUGUCUGGGGACCAGGCUGAAUGACAUCAGCCUUGGGGAGCCAGACCUGCUGGCGGCCGGGGUACAGCGGGAGCAGAAUGAACGAUUCAACGUGUAUCUUAUGCCAACGCCAAAUCUCGAUAUUUAUGGCGAGUGUACCAUGCAGAUCACUCAUGAGAAUAUCUAUCUCUGGGACAUCCACAAUGCCAAGGUCAAACUGGUGAUGUGGCCUCUCAGCUCCCUGAGGAGAUACGGGCGGGACUCCACUUGGUUCACAUUUGAAUCAGGAAGAAUGUGUGACACAGGAGAAGGACUAUUCACUUUUCAAACAAGGGAAGGAGAAAUGAUCUAUCAGAAGGUGCAUUCUGCGACCCUGGCUAUAGCUGAGCAGCAUGAAAGAUUAAUGCUAGAAAUGGAACAGAAGGCUCGGCUGCAGACGAGCCUGAUGGAGCCAAUGACAUUAUCCAAGUCCAUCUCGCUGCCCAGGAGCGCCUACUGGCACCACAUCACACGUCAGAACAGCGAGGGGGAGAUCUACAGUUUGCAAGGGCAUAACUUUGGUCCCUCCAAGAUGUCACGGGCACAGACGUUCCCCAGCUACACCUCGGAGCAGAGUGAAGAGACCCAACAGACCUUGUCUCGGUCCAGCAGCUAUGGCUUCAGCUACAGCUCCAGCCUCAUCCAAUGACACACAGGGAGCCACCACUGACCAGAGAGACAGUCUGUCCUGGACCUGCGGCAGGAACCUUGUGCCCUCUGCCUCCUGGAAGACCAACUGCAGUGCCAGUUGACCUGGGUCAAGGCUCUGGCCUCCAGCCCAGUGGAAGGUUCAAAACUGAAGUUUGGCUUCCAUGAGUCUGUGACUAAGUCCUUUAUUUCUUGAAUUUCUUGGGGAAGGGGAUGGGGUGGGUAUCUGUGUUUUACAAAAACAGAGUCCGAUCUUGUCUGGACAGGUCUUAAAAUUUUCUUGGGGUCUGAUGGUGACAGAAGCCUGGGAGAGGGUACACUUAAAGAAGCUAUCACCCCUGGUGUGUGACUAAGCGCCUGGGGUAGGGUGGGACCUGGGGGUCUCUAACACUGUCUUCCCCUCUGAUGACAAGUUCUGAGCUCAGAUAUCCUGGCGACCCACCAUAGCUCUGCAGCUUGCAAGUUUCAGCAAGGGUCAUAGCCCAGGAACUGUGUAGGUUAUCUCCACUCUCGGUACUAAUCAAUCCAGUGACAGUGAGGAGAGCAAAAAUGUAGAACAUAAAGUCGUGUGUGUGUGUGUGUGUGUGUGUGUGUGUGUGUGUGUGUGUGUAUGUUAUGUGUAUGUAGACAUGGGUGUCACUCUGUCUGUCUCCAUCCUACCACUAUCCUUCCCCUUGUGUGCUGAGGGUGUGCACACUUCCACUGUGGGAAAUUGUAACCUGGUGUGUUGAGAUUCAGCUUGUUAUGUUAUAGAAUCGCUACUUUUUAAAAUUAUCUUUAUUUAUUUAUUUGGAUAGAGACAGCCAAAAAUCAAGAGGUAGGGGGGUGUAGAGAGGGAGAGAGACACCUGCAGCCCUGCUUCACCAUUUGUGAAGCACCUGCAGGGAUCCAGGGGCUCGAACCCAGGUCCUUACACACUAUAACAUGUGCGCUGAACCAGAUGCGCCACCACCCAGCCCCAAGAAUCGCUACUUUUAAAAGUAUUGUUUAAAAACACAAGGUUGCUUCUUAGUAAAAUUCGCCAUGUAGUCCAGUCUGCACAAGUGUAACUGGACAUAGAGGAAAGGGAAAGGCUUAGGGAACCAAAAAAACAAAACAAACAAAUAAAAAACCCAUCUUGCUAUCCCGCAGCCCCCCCCCCCCCGUGCUGUCCAUGGUUCUGAUGAGCUUCUCUGUGAGCUGUAUGGGGGUGACUGGCCAACAGGCCAAUCAUUUAAACUUGAGAAAAGCAGGAGUCUAUCUGAGGAACAGUCUAAGAACGUCAGAAAUACACUGUAAGAAAAAAGAACACAGAUUGUGCCGUCAGAAGAACAGCAGAGGCCAGACUGGACAGAGCAAGCUUUUAAUUUUUCCUAGAUACCACUUCUCUCCUCGGUCACCUAUGAUUUUCCUAUGUUGCCACAGUUUUUUGGACUUUAUUUUCCUUUUACUGGACACAGGUUGCUUGGGAUUAUAGGAGAGAGGAACCGAGUUGGAGAAACAACAUGAUGGUUGUGCAAAACACUCAUGCCUGAGGCUCUGAGGUCCCAAAUUCAGUCUUCAGCACCAACAUAAGCCUGAGCUGAACAGUGUUCUGGUCUCUCUCUCUGUCUCUCUCCCGCUCUCUGUAUCUCUCUGUACAUCUCUCUUUCUCUCUCAUUAAAGCAAAAUAAAUAAGAUAUUUAAAAGACACAGAGUGGAACAAAGCUAGUUUUGACUGUGUGUGUGUGUGUGUGUGUGUGUGUGUGUGUGUGUGUGUGUGUGUGUGUGUUUGCCACCCUGAUGAGCCUGGGAACCGUGAGGCUUAAAGGGAAGCUGUGACUUCCAUAUGAAGUGAAGGAAUCUGGCUACAGCACGAAUGAGGUAGCUUUGCCUUUGAUUCUGGUGUUCACUUGAGUAAAAAUAAAAAUAAUUCUUCCUGAAUUAUCCGAUGACACAGCUCUCAAAUACUCCCAGGUGGGUUUAAAGAACAGGGAGCUUUAGUAAUAGAAGAUAAAAAUCUGAUUUUUUUUUCUUAGUAUAAAAAAGCUUUUGACUAUCAAAAGUUAUUCUGUUGGAAGGGCCCCUGUUCAGCUGAUUUCUGGUAAGCUUUAUCCCCCUCAGCCAUAACUAGAUGAAGACUGAUAAUUCAUUCACUGAAAUACCACUGAAUUAAGAAAGAAAGAAAGAAAGAAAGAAAGAAAGAAAGAAAGAAAAGGAAAGGAAAGGAAAGGAAAGGAAAGGAAAGGAAAGGAAAGGAAAGGAAAGGAAAGGAAAGGAAAGGAAAGGAAAGGAAAGGAAAGGAAAGGAAAGGAAAGGAAAGAAAGAGGAAGAGGGUCUGGGUCCCUCUUGGAAAAUUUUGCACUUAAACCAACUACCUAGACUCUCUAGAUCACUCAGAUAAGUAUGAAAGUCCCAUAAAGAUGUUAAUUAUCAAAGGUAAUGUGGCUGCGGAAAAGGAAUAAUAAUAAUUACCCUGAGCUUUCAGGGAGAAAAAGAAAAGAGCUCCAGCUCCCUGCACUGCGGGUUUUGCUGACACCGCAGAAGAGCAGAUGUCUGACGUGAUCCAGCCUUCCCUAAACCCUGCUCUCAGGGGGAGAAGCCCUGAAUGGCUUUGGCACCUGGCAUUUGCUUGGGAAAUGCCACCAGUAAAAGCACAGCAAACAGCUCCCAGCUGAGACCAUCCGAGCACAGCUCCUGGUGGUGCCUCUUGUCGGCUCUAGUCGAGUCGCUGCUUUUUCCAGACCACACGUUUCCACAAGGGACUUCUGGGAAAACGCCCUGGGGACCCUGGUUCAUGGCUCAGCUUUCUUAAUAUGCCUAAAGCACAGGCUGUGAGUCUUGAGAGGGUUCUGUUCAUCAGAUAAGUCUGCUCUUGGAUCUGCUGGGUGGGAGACAUAGGCUCCUGCCAGCAAUCACUUCUGUGUCACUGUGAUGUGACAGUAACCAGAGAGAAUAAUCUUGAACCAGUCCACUCUGACAGUCAUGAAAAGAGUGUGUGCAGGAGAGCGACAUUUCCUUCCUGUGUAUCAGUCCUGAUCUCAUCCCAAUGAGAAUUAGCCCUCUCAACUAUCUCCUGGUAUGUUUUUGGAGACUUAUUCCUAUAUUUUCCCCCAGCAGGGCUUACAUACAGUUGUUAACAUAGUCCAAAUGACUCCGUGAGCAGAUAGGAGAAUUUCUGUGAGUCUAGAGCAUACUUCACAGUGGACACUGUGAUAGACAUGACAAGUGGAUCCAUCUUCUACAAAAAAAAAAAAAAAAAAACAAAGAUAGAAAAUGGCUGGGCCAGUAUGCCAGAAGUUUAGAAAUAUAAUUUCUCUAGAGCAACUACAAUGACUGUAGAAGAUACAUUCCAAUCACUGGAGUUCUUUGUCUAAUUUUUUAAAAAUAUAUUGAUAUCUUCCAUCAUGACAGAAACAAGGUCCAUGCUGCUGUGCUACUACUGACAAUCGCUUUUAUGUUUCCCACAUAUUUAUGUCUUGACUGAGAGCUUUUUUCCUUCACAAGGUUUCAAAGGCUUGCCCUUUUGUUCCAACCCACAGACCUCCUGUUAGCACUUCUGGGAGGGGGCAAGUCUCUACACGUACUCAGCCUUUAUUUAUCUACUGAUGUCUUCAUUUCCUCUUGACCUUUUAUAGCAUUCUUGGUUGACGUCCUUUCUCUUUUGGUUAUCACUGGAGUGUCACAGCUCUGAGAUGCCUUUUUCAGAUAGAGAAUCAAAGUGAGAGAUGGAAAAAUGCCACAGCCCUAAAGCUCCCUCUAGUAUAGUAGAGGCAGGGUUCAAACUUGGGUUGUGAGCACAGCAAAGCUGGUGGAUUAUCCAGGCAAGGUAUUUUGCCAAGCCAUUGGAUGACGUUUUGAAUAUUAUCAGUCCUGUCUGUCAGUGUGUCUAAUAAAAAGUCUUCUGAUAUUCUCACGCAAAUUUCCUUGUCUAUGAUACACUUCUCUCUUUCCGAUUUCAAGAUUCUCUUGUCUUUCCACAAUCUGAUUAUAAUGUUAGAAUUAGUGUCUAUGUGGUUCUCUUUGAGUUUAUCUGGUUUGGAAUCAGUUGAGCCUUUGGAUGUCUAUCUUGAGCUUGUGGGUUUGUGUUGUCAUUUUUGUUGACGUGUGUUCAUUCUGUGGGUCUGGGGAGUGAAUUUGGCGUUUUGUGCAUACACGGUCCCACUGAUGACCUCCAGGGCCAAUGAUCUUCUUUCUUGUUUUGUUUGCUAAGAGAGGGAAGAAGGAGACAUAGACAGACAGACACAAUGCAGCACUGCCCUACCACCUGUGGAGCUCUCCUGAUAUCAGUCAUGGUGCACCCAUGUGGCAUUGCGGCCAAACCUAGUGCCUCCCACCUGGCGAGGCACAUGCUUUACUUGGUGAGCUAUUUCCUGUUCCCUGAGCACCUGGAUUUUUGACUAAAGAUGCAAGUCAGUUUCCUCCCUUCAGAAACUGUGAGGUCUUUAAUGUCCACACCUCUUUUUCAUUAUGUGAGAAGAGUUAUAUCAGAUAUACACAAACUACACAAAAUACACCAAAGACAUAUCGUGGGCUUCUUCUGACAGUGACUUCAUUGGGCUUCCAUCCAGACACAGAUGGGUGAAUGAGGAUAGUGUCAGUGUGCAAAUUAGGUUAGAAGGUGAAAAUGAUGAGGAAACCCUAUCCAAAAAAAUAUGGGCCCUUCCAAAAGCAGAAAACCCUAGUGCAACUAAAUGUCUCACAGACAGGUUACAUGAGGAAUUUUAUGGUAUAUUUCCUCAAUAUUAUUCUUUCUCUAAUAUUAAUUUCUGUACACAUAGCCCACACAUGACAUUAUAUUUUAAAUGCACAGAGUAGAAAUUGAGCUUGACAAAAUAAUUCUGAGUCUGAUCUUCAGCAAGAGGAAAAAGAAGACACAGCUUUCAUUUCUCAGACAAUAGACAAUAGGCACUCAGAACUAAUUAAGUUAUCCUGGUUGCAAAUACUUAGGAGUCAGUAUUUCUGGCCACUGCCAUAAUUUAGGCCUAAUGAACUAAUAAGCAGACAUUUACUUGUAUAUUAGGGAAGAUUCUAUUUGAUAGAGCAUGUGAAAUAUAAAGUGAAACAUUUAUUAAAAUUGAACCUCACUUUCUUCACUAAAUAGUACCUGUAAUAUUAACCAUAGUCUCUUGUAACUGUUUUCCUCUGUCCUCACUGGACAGAUAUAUCUGAAAAUUAUUUAUUGCCAAUGAAAUGGUUAAGCACUUCUACUCUCAGUCCAAUAUAGCAACAGUGGACUGAGAAGUGACUUUUAGUGUCUACAAGUCCAAUUCCUUGCAUGCCAUAUCUUUAGAGUAGAUAUUUAAGACAUCAUAAGAACUGAUGCUAACCUGCCUUGUUUGACCCAGUAUGACACACACACAAAAAAGAAAAAAGCAUGAUUAGUCUGUGAUUAUUUGAAUCACUUAAUGGUGAAUUGACUGUUAAUAGUACAGUGAAAAAUAAGCUAGGCAAAUUGUAUUCUUAUGAAAAGGUGUGGUCUGGUUUUCAUCUUUGCAAUAGAACAAUAAAUUGACAACAGACAUGAAAUGAGAUUGGCUCUUGGGCUUUUAAUAAUUCAUGUUUCAUUAAAAGUAUUAUAUUAAACACUGCACACAGUGAAAAACUAUAUGUCUUUUCUCUAGAUCUAUCAGCAUGUCUGUUGACACCUCACAAUUUCAAAUGAGUUCACCAAGCAUUAACUAUAAAUUCCUUGAUUAUGCUCUUCUUAAAAUAGAUAAUAAUGUGGGUCAAGGGAGCUGGGCGGUAGUGCAGCAGGUUAAGUGCACAUGGUACAAAGUGCAAGGACCAGAGUAAGGAUCUCGGUUUGAGCCCCCAGCUCCCCACCUGCAAAGGGGUCACUUCAUAGGUGGUGAAAUAGGUCUGCAGGUGUCUUUCUCUCCCUCUCUCUGUCUUCCCCUCCUCUCUCAUUUCUUUCUGUCCUAUCCAAUAACAACAUCAAUUGCAACAACAAUAAUCAUGACGACAACAACAAGGGCAACAAAAUGGGGAAAAUGGCCUCCAGGAGCAGUGGAUUCAUAAUGCAGGCACCGAGCCCCAGCAAUAACCCUGGAGGCAAAAAAAAAAAAAAUGCAUGGAUAAUUAUAACAAUUAAAAGCCUAGGGAAUUUAUGAAAUCCAAUUUCCUAUGGAAGGUCUAGAGAAGGAAAACAGAACUAGAUAAUAAAAUAAGUGACAUACAAAUGUAAAGACACUGAUGGACUUUCCCCAAGAGCUCUACUCUCUUGACUCGGCUAUCUUUCUUUACCCGCUUCACCCGUCUCAUAAUUUGUAAUUUUCAUAGAAAGAUGCCAUCUGUCUAUCCAACAAAUUCGCUUCCUCCAGCUGACUGAAAAUUAUUUGAUACAACAGGAAGUGUAACAAAAUCCCCCCCCCCAAGGCAAAGGGUCAACGUACCUUAGUAACAUAGGGAUCGGUUUUUGUACCGUCAUCCUAAUUUGCAUUCCAACUUGAAGACAAAUUGUCUGUGAGGCUGGGUCUGGGUCAACUACAUUCAGAGAUCCCACCAGCUUUAUGUGUACAUACUCUACAGACAGACUGGAAUAUCAGCCCAUCUUUUUCUCGCAGGUACUACCGCUAGCUAGCCCUUAUAUUCUCUUUUGAAGUUAUUGUUAGAUAUGCAUUAACAAUUUAAGCCCAGUGUUAGAAUUCAAUCAGUUUACCAAUUGGAAACAUCAAGUGCUCAGACUAAAGGAAUAUAUACUCACAAGUGCAAUCUAUGCAUUUGAAGAGCUGGAGGCAUCCCAUCUAUUUUCCCCUCUCAUACUGAAUAGUGAUUUAUAAGACAGUAAGUGAAUAGGAGUAUAUAUUUAACACCAUAUCUGCCACAGAUCUGUGUCCCUACUUCCAUUUCCCCACCAGGUCUUUUAUUUUGAUGCAAAACUCCAUACCCAGUCAAAUUCUGUUCUGUGUUUCUCUUUCUGUUCUUCUUUCUCGACUUCUGAAAGUUGAUUGUCCCAUACUCAUCUUUCUCUUUCUGGCUUAUCUCAUUUAGCAAAUUUCCUUCAAGCCCCAUCCAACAUGGAUUGAAAAAGGUGGUUUCAUUAUUCUUAAUAGUUGAGGAGUAACCCAUUGUGUAUAUAUACCACAAUUAGUCCUUACAUUCUUUCUUGAGAAUGAGAAUCUUUGGUGUAGUAUAAUUUUCUGAGGUAUUAGUUGUUCAAAGACUCUUGUGCAAAGAUCCUGAGACCUUGGUAAUGUUUUCUAAUUGGACAAUGUACUAGCUAGCUCUGGAAGCUGUUUCAAAGAUCAUGUAAAAUCAGGGUCCCACUUUAUGUCCUACAUGGGGAAAAAAAAUAGAAACCCAAGUAUUUUGUCAUUUGUUCAAGAAAAAAUAAAUAGGAAGAGUUCAGUCUGGUCCUAGGCUCCUGGUCCUGGGACGUUUCCUGGACUCCAUCUCUUCUCCCAGCUAGGUGAAGUGGGAAGUAAGAAGCGCCACACAGCCUAUACAUAAAUGUCCUGUUGUAUAGUUGAGUGGUCCCCAGAGUUUCAGGCUUUCCUACUUUUUCUGGUUACUGCAUCAACUACAUCGAUAGGGAGGUUUCACGGGGCAAUUCAUUAAACUGGGUGUUGAGUGUAAAUGAUCGGUGUAAAUUUUAUGUCUCCUAGUCUGUCAUCCAGUUCUUUCUUGACAAUUCAGACUAUUUUUUUUUUCUUUCCCUAAAGUGAUAGUCAAGCUAGAAUUUAAGAAGGUGUGUGUCUAUGCUUUGUACUGCUACUGAUUCACCACCAUACUGUGAUGAUCACUUGAGAAAUCUUCAUGAUGCUGCAACACUUUGGUUUAAUCAGAACACAACCUACUUAGAUCAUUAAUAGCAUCAAGGCUAUGCUUCUUCAUGUGAGUGUUGAAAAUCUUGUAUUUUAGUUGAAAAAUGCCUUCUUUACACAAAAAUACUCGACAUAUCUGGUGGUGUUUUUCCCCUUGUAUACUUGAGUAUUAAAUUAUUAGAAUUAGCUGAGGCUUGGGUAAAUGAAAAUAAGUUUUGAAAAUGACUAAAGAAUAUGAAAAACAUAUUUUAUGAUUUUUUUCCAUACGUUUUUCCUUGUAUAAAGGGAAGGAAAACUGUGCAUAUUCUUAACAGAAACACUGCAGUUUCUUUCUGGUAAUUCUGCUUCAAAGGUUAUUUUACUUCAUCUUCUAUGCCUGCUACCCAAGUCCUACCUGCUGGUUUUAACAAGAGUGAAUGAAUAUGUGUGUGUGUGUGUGUGUGUGUGUGUGUGUGUGUGUGUGUGUGUGUGUGUGUGUG